Molecule: messenger RNA, 1419 nt
Organism: Clonostachys rhizophaga
Lineage: Eukaryota; Fungi; Ascomycota; Sordariomycetes; Hypocreales; Bionectriaceae
Source: the annotation of a GenBank genome assembly
AUGAGCAGCGAGACGGAAUCCCCCUCGCCGCCGGCGGACGAUAUUGUCAGACAACCUGCAUCGCCAGCCAAAUGGAACAGAACCCCAUUUUAUAAUGCCACCAUCCUGGGCAUUUGCAGCUUCGCUGCACCGGGCCUGUGGGGAGCCAUGAACUCGCUCGGCGCUGGAGGGUUGCAGAAGCCGUACCUGGUCAAUACCGGAAACGCCCUGACCUUCUGCCUCAUGGUGGUGUCUUGCUGGCUCACCAGCGGCCUCGUCAAGUACGUCGGCAUCAAGGGCAGCCUCGUCAUCGGCACCAUUGGCUUCUCGGUGUACAGCGCCGGACUGUACCUGAACAACAGAUACGGGGUCGAGUGGCUCGUCAUCUUCGGCGCUGCCUGCUGCGGUGUCUCGGCCGGUAUAUUCUGGGCGUCAGAGGCGGCCAUCGCGAUUGUCUAUCCGGAACCGAGGAACAGAGGCCGGCUGGUCGCCUACUGGCUCUCCUGGACGCGACUUGGCCAGAUCGUGGGCGGCGCCAUCAAUCUCGGCCUCAAUGCGGACAGGAACCAGGCGGGACAGGUCUCUUGGAAGGUCUACCUUGUCUUCAUUGUUCUCCAGGCGCUUGGCCCUUUUGCUGCCCUGCUCCUAAACAAACCCGAGCAGGUGCAGCGAGCAAGCGGCAAGCCUGUAGAUCUAGCUAUCUUUGACCACCCGUGGAAGGAGUUCAAGGCGACGUCCAAAACUUUCCUCAAGAAGGAGUUUUUACUGCUGGUUUUGUGGAUUGGGCAAGGAGUAUACUCGGAGGCUGUCUUCUUCAGCUAUAUCGCUCUGUGGUUCAGUGUCAGGUCACGCGCACUGGGGUCCUUCGUAUCAGGCAUCGUCGCAGUCAUUGCCGGGAAUCUCCUGGGGCUAUGGUUGGAUCAGAAUCACAUCGCUCUGCAGAAGCGAUCCCGAUGGGCAUUCGCCGUCAUCAUGACUCUGCAGGGCGGGUGGUGGAUUUGGCUGACCGUCAACGUCACUCAGUAUCAUCGAGAGCUGCCGACCUUUGACUGGAGUGACCCUGGUUUCGGGAGGGCCUUUGGCGUGUUUGUGUUCCUCGUGGCUGGGUUCCAACUCAACUACAACUUCGCCUUCUUUUUAAUCGGGCAGAUCUCGAAGAACUCGCAGGAGACGAUCCGGCUUUCGGCGCUUCUGCGCGCGACUGAGUCGGGAUGGCAGGCGAUCAGCUACGGCUUGGGUUCCGUCCCACUCUUUGCCUCGAUUGGGAGCGUCUACCUCAACUUUGGGCUCUGGGCGGUCUCCAUCGUACCAGCAUGGUUCGUUGUCAGCCGGGUUGGAGAGCUGUACCGUGCGCCGCAGGAUGAAGAGCAAGUGGAAAAUACUCAGCUGGCGUCUAGUGACGAGAAGGGACACUCAGCAACCGUUAGUCCAGGGCUGUAA